AUGACUGAAGCGGCUCCAGCCUCUACAGCUGAUGGUGGGGAGGCACGCGGAUCUCGUGUCAAUGUGAAGAACUUGUGCGAAAGCACUACGGCGGAUGAGCUCAAGACGUUUUUCGCGUCCUGCGGCACAGUGACGGAUGCCGAAGUCAAAGUUAAUCAAGAUGGCUCUUCCAAAGGCUACGGCUUUGUUUGUUUUUCGACGUCAGAAGAAGCAGAGAAGGCUGUUUCCGAGAUGAACGGGAAGACUUUGGAGGACAAACAGCUGAUUGUCAAAAUCGCGGAGCGACGGCAUCCACAGGACGGCAAGGGCGAAGGUAGCAAGGGCAAGGGCAAGGGCAAGCAGAAGGCGCAACGUGGGUACUUGGACCCCUACGCCUGGUAUGGACAGGCUGCCGACCCUAUGGCGGCCAUGGGCUACCCGUACUACGAUGCAAGCAGCAUGAUGAACCCCUAUGGCUAUGAUCUUGGGGCCAUCUACAAUGCCAUGUAUGGCGUGCCAGGCAUGCCGCAGAUGUACAGUGGAUUCCCUAUGGGGGCCAUGCCCGGCAUGCCCGGCAUGCCCGGCAUGCCCAUGAGACCCAACAAGGUGCCAGGGACAGUCGACCCGAACGCGAUACUGGCCCUGCAGCAAGCACAAGCAUUUGCUCUUCAGUCGCAGGCUAUGGACACAGUUCCGAGGGAUCACAAGGGCGGUGCAAGCAAAGAAGAGGGAAAGAGCAAAGCAAAAGGUAGCGGAGGCAAGGGCAAAGGCAAGCCUGGCAAGGCCAAGGCAUCCUCCCAGGAAAGUUCCGGUCCCAUGCCGGAAGCUCCUCCGCCAGACCAGGAGUUUGUAGGAUAUCUCAAGUCCAAGAGCGAGAAGAACGGUUAUGGGUUCAUCGUAUGCAGCGAGAUACAGGAGCGGUAUCAGCGAGAUGUCUGGGUGGACAGUGAGCAGCUACCUGAAGGAGUUGACCCUGACAGUCGUGCAGAACUCAAGUUCAAUGUCACGCUCAGCACGAAGGGACACCCUCAAGCCAAGAACGUUGCUCUUGCUUGA
This is a messenger RNA of Symbiodinium natans, 1035 nucleotides long. Lineage: Eukaryota; Dinophyceae; Suessiales; Symbiodiniaceae. The record is from the annotation of a GenBank genome assembly.